Messenger RNA from Salmo salar (Atlantic salmon), 724 nucleotides. NCBI's taxonomy places the organism in Eukaryota, Metazoa, Chordata, Actinopteri, Salmoniformes, Salmonidae. The record is from RefSeq and is a predicted model, not a curated record.
CUGAGGGGUGGAGAUGUCAAUGGCGUGCCUUCGAGUGUAUGUCCGACACAGGUUAGCACCUGGAGCUCAGGGAUAUGCGGCCCCCACCAGUGCCUCCAGGUCUCGGGAACGAAAGAACGAGGGUCCAGUGCUUCAGUAUGUGGGGAAGCUGAGAAAGCCCAACCACAAAGUGUUCAUAUGGGGUUUUAGCUACACUGGAGCCCUGGGCAUCCCCAGCUUUGUGGUUCCGGACAGUGGCAGAAAAAAGCCCAGGAAAUACCAGCUCACAUCUUACCGCCUGGAGACAGAGCAGCAGUGUUCAGUCUGGGGAACAAUGCCUAUGGCCAGUGUGGGGGGAAGAUUGUUGAAGAUGAAAUCUACAGGUGGUGUGCGGGCAGGACCACAGUCUGUUCCUGACUGAAACAGGAAAGGUGUAUGCCCGUGGCUGGGGGGGCAGACGGACAGACAGGUCUGGCCCACCACAACAUCGUUUCCAGGCCGGGUGGCUGUAGGAAGGAACCUGGCUGGGGUGAGGGUCCAGCAGGUGACCACCUACGGAAACUGCAGCCUGGCCGUGUCCCAGGACGGCCAGCUCUUAGACCGGGGCAACUCUGAGUACCCCAAGCUUUCCUCGGUCACUGAGGCCACCCAGGUGAGGAACCAAUAUCGCCCCAUCACAAUGCGAAAUAGUUGGACAUUUGAAAUACGGUUAAUUAAGGGAUACAAUCGCUGAAGGUAGUUUUGA